GUCAGAUUUUCUGCUGGUGGCUGUAGGAACAACAACACUGAAAACACUAAGUACAUGUGUGUUGGUCUAUCAGAGGCGAACUUUGAUCAAACUAACAGCCGCGAAAAGACUCUCAUUCGUUCAUUUAAAGGAUAUUUCUAUUUAACGGGUUUUCCAUCAUGUUCACUUCGUGGUAAGUAAAAAUGGGCGUUGACUACACUUUCAUAGAGAGCACAGCCACUGAUUUGUCGUUAAACAAACAGAAAGCUAGCUCACAUUAGCACACUGUACUCAGCACCGGCAAGUGUUAAUUCUGAAAAAGAACUAAGAAAGAUUUGUUUUAUCUUAAACUCCUAAGUGUAUUUCUUUAUCAUAUCGAAGUCAACCGAAAAGUUUUACGCCUCCAAAGCUAACACGAGAAGAAAAAGUUCAUUGAAAACCUGUGGCAGCUAACAUAGCUUCAUAUCAAUUCACUUGCUACUCAGGACUUAAAAUUUCUGUACGUAUGAGAGUAAUAUGCUGUAACUUUAUGUCAUUUGGUUGACACUUACCACGUUACCCUUAAGACCGAUUUAUGACAUAUUUUCAAUCAGGUUCAACGUGAUUAAAAACCACAAAUGUCCAUUGGCUCGUUGGCUAAUUUAGCAUACUAACUUCCGCAGGCCCAACCCGAUCCAGCGGUUUUCCUGAUUCUCGAAGCCGCGGCACAGACUCAUUAUCAGGCACUCACCCGUCUUCCCGCCCGUUUGAGCCUGGAGGAACACCGCCACCUGGUGACAAGCACCUAACAUGACAGGUAGGCAAAAACCAAACGGUUGUGCACCUGUUAAUAACCCCGAGGACAAAGUUAAGACACUGGGAAAUUUGAAACCACGAAAAAUACAUCAAAGUGGACUUCUGGAGCUGAAAUUGUUUUGUAUUCUGGCUUAUCCGUAUUCAUAGUAACUCCUUAACUUUGAACGUGUAAUAUCAGUGUAACAGAUGCACGUGUUUAAGUGUGUGAUGUGCCUCUGAAGUGUUUUUGGCGUGAAUUUGCGUUAAAAGUACUUACCAGACGUUUUUCCUGUGUUGGUAUCUGCUGAUGGCCACAUUCUUUGAACCUCAAGCCCACUGACUGAAUGUCUGUCCCAUGGUGCCCCUCUCUCCCUGCCUCUCUCUACCCUCCUCUCUUUGGGUGGAUAGUGAGGUCCAUUGUGCUAGUGAGAUGUUUAUUAAUGAGAGAGGCACAGACAGAGGGCAGAACUGCUAUUGAAGGAAUUAUUGCUAAUCUCUUGUUUAAUGCCAUCAUUUGUGCUCAUUCUAAGGUACAGUUAUAGCCCCAAGAUAGGUGCAUGUUGGUCCUCUGUGAGAAGUCUGUGGAUUUCUGAGUUUGUCUAAGUGUUUGACUUCCUCUUGGAAUGUUGGGAUGCUUACUUUUGGAAGUUUGUGAGAGAAUUUUGAGAAACAAGCCAGAGGUCAAGUCUGCAGUCUGCAGUAUUGGAUACAUAUUUUUGUCUUCUAUUGCAAGUUUUUUUUUUUUUGUGCGGUUGAAAACAGUAUUUUGCUGUUGAGAGUUUGUUUGCCUGCCAUGCCCUUGCCUGCGCCUGAUGUCCCGGCCUCUCAGAGGCUGGCACUGGACUAUCGUACCCUUCUGGACCAUCGUGUUGGCAAGGGUAAGUGGCAACAACCUCUCUUCUGUUCUCGCAGUUGCCCUUUGCUCUUGUUUCUAAAUUGCACAUACAAAGAAAAAAAUCUCACUACAGGUAUGCUUUCUUCCCUACAAAAAUAUGGAUCUUAUCAGUUGGUGUUUUUGACUCACCCUGGGCUGCUUUUGUAAAAGAGACUCUAUUAUUCCUCAUCAAAAGGACUUGGGCUGUGAUUGUUACUUGACGCAGUUUGCUGCAGAAUAGAGUUGAUCGAGGUGACAUGUCUUUAAGGACAUUACAUUGUUAUAUGCUGCUCUUUUUUGUUGACUGAGUCUUAUGAUCUUGCAUUAGCAAAAGCCCUUUGAUCAAUUUGUCCAUCUAUCAUGUGCAUGUAGCUUCAGAGGGAGUAUUGCCGACUACGCCAACAAUCAGACUUCCUGGCAUGAAAGAGUGAGAAACACAAUGCAUGAUUGUUGAUUGUUCAAAGUGAUAUCACACAGGGCCGCUGUUAUUAAACUCAAAGAAAAUACAUGAAUUCACGAUGCUCAGGACUUUCUGCAAGAGGAGUUAUAUAAAUACAUCUACUCCAAGCAGCUGUGAAAUUCAGCUAAUUAUAGCCUCAUGCAUUAAAAGUAUGCAGCUCAAGGAGGAAAGAUAAAUGUCUGAAUAUGUGAUUACAAGCAUAAAGUGCUUGUAGUUGAAAAUUUGUGAAAAUUCGGAAUAAAAUUGCAAUUAUAAGCGGCUGACUCAUCAUGCAGUUUACAUGUGUUAACCACAAAUCUCUAGGUAGUCAAUUUACUGAGCAUCAUGUUUUUGUCUUACAUUUGUCACAGUCUUAGCUGAGUGGCUGCAUCGCUAAAAGCAUCAAUGAUUUAAAGUGAUGUUGACAUCCAGGACAUAAACUCUGCCAUCUGGUAAAAACAAGCCAGCAUUAGGGGAAGAUGUACUGAGAGUUUGCAGAAUAUUACCUCUUUAGUUUUGCAUUUUUUUCAUUGUUACAAAUGUCAGCACCAGUACCAUCAAAUAUUUUCUGCAAUUUAUCAGCAUAAAAAAAGAAAGGAAAAAAAAAAAGCUUGAAUAUUUUAUAAGGGAUCCAGUCGGCGGUCUUGUGGUGGACAGUGCAAACAGAAUGAUUUCUUACCCUGAUAAUACAGGGGGGAAAGAUGAGAAUUUUUGUACUGGACUCAGAAAUACAAGCAAAUAUAGAAGAAAGUUGCAUAAGCAUGGAAGGAAAAGCCGUCUGUAAGUAAAGCAGCAGGCAUGAGAAGAUUAAUGAUGGAGAGGAGGGAGAGAGUGAUGCUGGCAGGGGGUGGAGAGAGAGGGAGAAGGGGAGAUUGCGUGGGUGGGAGGUCUUCUCCCUUUCUAUCCCAGUGGUGCACAUUUCUGUCUCUUUCUCCCUUUGCUUCUUUUCUCCACAACUGAGAGAAACGAUUAGAAGUGAGGCGGGUGUUGUUUGUGUGCACGGCUGCCUGCAUGUGAAAGCUGCACUGCUCCCCUGAGAAGGAGCGCUGUUGCAGAAGACGAAGGGAAAAUCCAAGGUCAUCACGGCACGCUUCUCUCUGACGUUUCCCCUUCCUUUCUCAGCCCCUUUUUUUGCGCUCGUGUGUACAUGCCUGUUAAUGUGUGUGUGUCUGCACAGCAGUGAGCGUGUGUGUAAUUCAUCGCAUCAAGCUAGGCUCUGCACCAAUCAGGGUGCGCAUUUUAGCUCCAAGCACACGUGCAGGCAUCCAUGCCAGAGUGAGUGGUGCAUCUGUGUGUGAGUGUGUGUGUGUGUGUUGAGUGUGUUUUCAGUGCUCCUCAGCACAGCAGUGUGUCUGCAUGAGCGGCUGGAGCUGCAUUUAGGAAACAGAAGCGUCUGUAGUGAGGGACUCCAACGCCAGGAGCGAUGUACGGUAAGAAUAACAGUCACUCUUGUUUGUGCAUUUGUGUGUGUAUUUAGGCUGUGUAAGCAUGCUAGUUAUGUGAAGCAUGUAACGUUCAGCCAGUUUUCCUGCAUUCUGUAAACGCAUUUGCUCUCAGCUCUUGUGUCAGAGACUCCUGCUGUCACUAGAGUGUUGUUCCUCCUAAAGGCACAUCAUGAGAACUUGGACUCUUACAAGGAUAUCUCUCUGUUCAAUUUGAUCUGCUAACAAAACGGAGCCGCUUGGUGGAGGAUGUUUUUCUUUGGUAAUUGAUACUCUUAUGGUCUAACACUUUGUAAACAGGUUGUUUCCUCUUGUUUAAUUUGAUAUGUCAAUACUGAAGAGCUGUCUGCACUUGUCACACAUGUAGCUAACUGUCACGGGUGUAGCGAAGCUUAUUGUUCAGAUAUCUAAACUUACUUUGAAAGGAUGUUUGGCGUGCUUUAUAAACAUGUUGGUAUUUCCUGUAACGGUGUUGGACGAUGAAAAACACUCAUGCUUUCAUUGUCCUCUGUUCCUGUGACAUUACUGGGACAUGUUGAUAUAUGAUUCAUUGAUCAGUGCUAAUUAAAAACCUAGCUAUCUUUGCUUUGGGUUUGGGCUGUUGAUGGAAAAAUCUUUGGUGUGAGGGCUGAUGUGUGUCAAUACAGAGGCUUCCCGCUAGAAAAUAAAGCUUGGCUCAACUUCCUCUUGAGGUUUCGGUAAGGAAUUGGAGCUCUGGGCUUGAGUGCUUCAUAACUCAGUUUCAGAUUCGUGGUGUGCUGUGUUGGCCUGUCCUAAGAGUCUCUCAACACCUGGGUCUGUCCACUACUAUGCUGACCACAUGAAGCCAACAACUACACUAGAUCGGAUGUGUGCUUUGAAUUUAAGAUGUUACGUUGAUAGAUGGCUGAAAAAGUGUUUCUACAAGCUGUGAUUGCGGUGUGUGUUUGUGAGUGAAUUAGCUCAGGAUACAUUCUGAUAGAUAGGGCUCUUCAUUGAAGAGAGAAGUGGGAGAUAGAUUGAAGACGUGCUUGUGUAUAUGGAACAAAUUUGAACAGUUGUCACUAUCCACAGGCCGCUGUGAUGAAAAUGUACAUUUCUUCCUCUUUGUCACGCAUUCCCUAAUGCUAUAAGCCUCUUCUCCAUCAUCCUCUCUUCUUCUCCUCCUCUUGUAGCUCAGUGAACAGCAGCUUCUAUGAAUAUUGGUCGGCUGUUGAAUCAGCCCUCCUCAUAAUUUAUUAUUUGCUCACACUCACCAUGCCUUUUGUCAUCCCCCCAUGUUUGUAUACCCUUCUGUGUGUGCUUGCAUUUAAAUGUGUGAAUCAACUGUUUGAAGAUGUUUCAUCCCUCUUUGUUUGCUGAUGUACACAUAAAUAGCAGGACUUGUCUACCCCCCCUCCCUUAUGUAAUGACACCCCUGAAGGACAACAUGCUUUGUAACCACCAUGAGAAGUGUUAAGUAUUCAGUGCAGGUUUAUCAGCACGUGUGUUUGCCUUUGUGUUUGUAUGUUUGUGAACCCAUGACCCCAGGUGAAGGUGAGGUCCUAAUGUGUAAUGACAGUUAUGUCUGUAGACCACACCACACAAAUCGACACUCACACUCAUUCACAUACAGAUCCAGAGUGUAUGUAAUAUUCUCCUUGCGGGGUGACAGGACUAUAUUUACUCUCUCUUGUCAGCCACGUGACUGUGGAGACAAGAGAGCAGCUUUUUGGAUAGCAGGUGCAGAUAUGGCACUGCAAGAUGCAGAGGACUACUUCUCACACAUUUGUUGUUCUGUGUAUAUGUGUGUGUGUGUGUGUGUGUGUGUGUGUGUGUGUGUGUGUGUGUGUGUGUGUGUGUGUGUGUGUGUGUGUGUGUUUGUGUUUGUAAUUAGUUAGACUUUUUCAUUAUAUUAUAUAACAUCUCAUGUCUCUGCAGGACUUAUUAAUUUGUUUGGUUUGUUUUAUGCUGUUGUCCAGUGCUAACCGAGGACUCCUAUUAACACAUGAGCAUUUUGUGCAAGUGCGUGAAAACGUUUUUGACACUUAAAUUUUAAAACAUGUCUUUUAGGUUAUGUUAUCCCACUCAUUUCGCUCACUUCAGUUUGCAGUAUUUUCUUCCCCUCUUUGUUAUUUCGCUCCGUGAACAUGUAAAUGUGAAGAUGACAUUAGGGGAGGGAGAAUAGAGGGUGUGAUCUGUCAAUUGGGACUGUAAUCGACCAAAGAAAUUCUUGGUCGACUAAAAAAACCUGAAUUUUUCGACCAAAGAUCGACUAAUCGGGGGAGUAUUUUUCCGACUCUGACAGAAAACCCUUCUGCUACGGGGUACGACGCGGCUCGGAGGAUCGCGGCUCGCCGGGGUGAAAAUAUACUGAUAUCAGCACAAGAAGGCAAUUACACACGAUGAAAGUUGAAAAGCUCGAAAUAAAAACAAAUAUUCGACAAACCACCGGACGAUGAUUUAAGUGGACGUGCCUCAAUAUUCCUGUCUCCAGCCGGUCUCCAGCCGGUUGGGUGAAUCCAAAAUGGUGAAAACAAAGGGGGUGUUCGGAGACAGUUUGCUAUCUGUGAAACGGGGGUGCUCUGAAGACACCCCCAUUAGCUCUUGGUACGUUCCUCCUGAUUAAAUUAACCAUAGACUGUAAAUUGAUGCGGAAUUUUAGUCGACCCAGCACGUAUCGACCAAGAAGUCGACCAGUCGACUAGGACUUUAGAGCCCUACUGUCAAAAUAUCAGACUGCUGUUACAAGGAUGAUGAAAGAGCAUUUUUAUUCAGGCUUUUGGCAUUUAGUUUUGUAGUGUGUUGUUAAGCGCUUUGGGUAUUUUGAAAGGCGCUAUACAAAUGUAAGAUAUUAUUAUUAUUAUUAUUAUUAUUAUUAUUAUUAUUAUUAUUAUUAUUAUUAUUAAGGAUUAUGAAAGAGCAUUUUGAGAAGCUGAGUUGUUUCUUAAGGUAUGCACAAAGGUCACAUAUUUAGAUAAAUCCAUGUAGGCAAGUAGGUGUAAGGUAACAACAUUCAAACACUGAAACAACAGAAAUCACAGAAGCCAAAGUUCCCUAACUCUAGUGUCCCCUGCCUCAAAGAGCUGCCUGCCUCCUCUUUAAUGUCUACCAACAACCUGUAAUUUGGUGUUCUCUGUUUUACGCUCAUCUGUGAGUGCGCAAGCAUACUGUGGGGGUUUAUACAUGUAGCUGUGGAUGUGCUUGCUGUUCAGCCCCUUAAUGUGUUGCCAGUUCGCCACAUGCAGAGUGGGUGGAAGUCGUGAGACCCCCUAUGUGUGCUUUUUCAACGCUGUCAUCUGAAUUCUUCUCGUACACCCACCUGGUGUCUCUCUGUUAGUUUUUUCACACUAACCCAAGAUCCUCAAUAGCAGAGACGCAGAGACACAAAACAGCUCUCUUAUUGUUGAGGCAGCUGGAGGGACUUCCAACAGAAACAUGCUAUCACAACAUAUUUUGAAGUCUCAUGCACACUGAAGGUAGAAUAAGCCCUUUGACUUUAAAAUAUUGUAGGUUUUUAGUACCUCUCAAGUCUUUCCUAAAGUAGCACUCUUUCCUGUGUUGUGUUACUCCUCUUUCCAAAAUAUCUCUUCUGGUGACAGAGAGGACAGGACAGAUUUGAGCUGGACAGAAAAUGGAAUAAGUAGCUUUAAUCUGUGACUCACUCUGCAUCACACAGUCCACCUCCCCCAUCACACUUCCAUCUCUGUCUCUUUUUCUUCUGCCGCCUGUGUCCCAAUCACUUUUUUGUCCUCCACCCUUUUUCCUCUCCACACAUGGGACCCGCUGCUGCAUUUUCAUUAAUUCAUUGGCGACUCCUACUCGCAGGGCCUGGGGCCAAUACAGCAAGGUGGUGGAGGGAGGUUGUGUGGUGGAAGGAGGAAGGGGCGGAUGGAUGAAGAGAGGAAGGGUGAAGAAGAGAUGCAGAGGUCUCAUUAGUAUUUGAAGUGAUGGAGGGGUGGCACUAUGUAUAGACACACAGCUCUCAGAGAUAAGCCGGGGCUCCAGCAGAGCUGCUGCAGAUUUGAACAGCCUGGAAACAGACGGGUCUUUAAGUGGUUUAAACACUAAAGAUGCCUUUCACUAAAAGGCUUUUCAAAGACAUCCCGCAUGGGCUCACUGCCCUUCUCCCAGGUGUAGCUCAAUGAUAGCAUACAAAAAGGCUGUUGAAUCAACCCAGAAGAGUGAGGUUGUUCAAUACUCCUUCUUUGCACUUGUUUAAGAGUCCUUGGGUCGGAAAAUGAGCCCCAAGAGCUUGCCUGACAGUGUAUUGCAUUUCAUUGCCUUGGCGUAAAGACACCAGAAAUACCUAAAUAGUUUUUAAAGCCACAUUGUCAUCUAUUCAGAGUACCUGCAUAGAAAAGAGAAUAUGGUCUUUACUAACAUUAUGCAUUUUCAAACCGGACAUUUUUUGCGGCAACAAAAAAGGAGGGAUGAGUGAGACAGAGUCAAUGUAAACUGUGGAGCUGGUGGGGUGGGACAGCGCUGUGUGUGUGUAAAGCUCACGCUGUAUAUUUACAGGCCGUGGCUCUUGUGUUUCUGCAAUGCCAGAACACAUUUUUAAAAUCUCUACGACUCUCACUUUAUUUAAAAAAAAACAAAAAAACAAUACCUAAACAUAGUGAGCAUAACAUAAUUGUAUUCAAGAAUAUUUAGGUCUACAUAUAAGAUAUAAAAAGGUUUAAGAUUAUUGAAAUCAAGCAACCAGGUUGCAUUGCUGUUUAUAGAAAUAAAAAUCUAGGGCUUUUCCACAAACAGAUUUAAAUAAAAGUAUCGUUUUGUUUCAUGCCUCUUAUUUCAUAAGGGUUCAAUAUGCUUUCAGCUAUGUCUAGAUUUUUUUUCAAGGUGACAUGAUGCACUUACGUUGCCACGUUAGAAGGAGAAGUAAGCGCAGUUUUGGUUUUGCGGAGCGGAAAAAAUGAAUAAGAGAGGGGCUUUUAUUCUGCAGAGCUCCAGUAGCUCAUUAGCACUUUGCCUCAGCGAUAAUUGCACUUUAACUAAAAACAUGUUUUAUCCGAUUAAUCGAUGGAAUAUUCAUUAGAAUACUUGAUUACUAAAAUAUUUGAUAGCUGCAGCCCUAUAAAAAUCCAAUGUUUUGUGUUUCAGAAAGUAACUAUGAGGUGCAGAUAGCCGAGCAGUUUAGGUGAUACCCAUGAAUGCAGGCUGCCCAGGUUCGAUUCCCCCCUGUGAUGUCUUUCUUGCACGUCAUUCCCCUCGCUCUCCCUUACAUCCGGCUCUAUUCAUUGUCCUCCAUCCAUCAAUGCCCAAAAGCCCCCCAAAACUCUUAAAGAAAAGAAAGUUAUUUCCACAAACAGAUUUUUAAAAAAGUAUCGUUUUGUUUCAUGCCUCUUAUUUCAUAAGGGUUCAAUAUGCUUUCAGCUAUGUCUAGUAUGUUUCCUCUGAGGGCCCACUUUAUGCCAAGGAGAGCUCUGGAAAGGAAUUGCUCACCGGCAUGCUCCUUGUGAACAAUAAACAUUCAAGGUUUAUUAAUCAUUUGCAAUUGUGCCGUAAAUAGUUUUGUUGAAAACAAAUUCAGUCUUUGAAAAAAAAAAAAAAAGUUUUAUUUUUAUUUUUAACAAAACUGCAUAAGAAACUUCUGCUUCCACAACUUAUCCUUCAUCUUCUGAAAGUUGAUUGAAUUUUUUAAAGUUUUGGACAGAUAUUGUUCUGGUUUUUAGUAGAUGUGAAAAUAACUACUUAAUCAUGAGAGAUGUUGAAUGAUGAACUGAUCAUGGAAAUUUUAAGAUGCAGUCUUGUUUGGGAUCUUGUGGUAGAAGACUUGUUUUUCCCUUUCUCUGUAGUGGCCUUUCUUGUAUGAUUGUAUAGUUACCAUUAGGGCUGGGCGAUAAACCCAAAAUUUACCAAUACUGAAAUUUACGACAAUAACCAACGUCAUAUUUUGUCAAAAUAUUCGGUGUCGAAAAAAUAAAAGUUGGUAGGCUAUGGUCUCAUGUCCCUUUAAGACGCAACUCGGAGACGUGACUCCACCCCAUCCAGUCCGUACCAAAGAGGGAAAGAAAGGUGAGGAGAUGGAGGACGGUUCAAAAGUUGGAGUAGCUGGAGCAGCGGCUGAAGUAGACAAAGUCGAUGUGGGAGGGGGUGAGCAGCUUGUGGAGUAGUUAUCGUCCAUUUAUCGUUAUCGAGGUGAACUGAUUGAUUUGAGGCCAUAUCGCCCAGCCCUAGUUACCAUGCCUUUAAUCAUGUGGGAGCCAAGUGCAUGCAUGUGAAACUUGUUUAAGAGUCUAGCAAAGCGGUGUUGGUACCCAUCUCUUUUUUUGAAUCAGACAUGAGGCAGCUGAUUGCUUGGGAACAUGAAGUUUGUAAUUAGAUUUUGGGACAUGUAAUACAUCUUGACAGCUGGUUUGGGUAUUCCAGCUCUCUGUGGGAUGUUUGGUGUCUCACAGUGUGAACUGUGCUAAUCACUCAUCUUCUUGCUGCUUGUGUUGGUUUGUGAAAGAGUUCGUUCAUAUUUGUGGCCACCCAAACAACACCUAUCUUUUUGAAUGCACCAGAGUCAAGGGAGAAUCUACAGUAUGCUGGAUAUCGUAUAUGAGAGGCGGUGAAAGGCAGUUUAGCAGGCAGCAAAAAAAAAAGAAAAAAAGCUGCAAUCUGUAUAACAGUGGACUGAAAUGAUAAUUAAUGAAACAUUUUUCCUCAGGAUAAUGGAGGGAAGGAAAAAUGACAUUAGGAGGGAGGAAAGGGAAGAAAGCUGUUCUUUUGGAGAUGGCGCUGCUUUUGUGUACUGUUUGUUUGAGUGUCAUGCCAUUGCAUUCUUCACUGAACCUGAGUGCACAGCUGAUGGCAUGUUGACCCACUUAAUCCACGAGCUUUUGUACCCCCUAAAUGCACCAGAGUCAAGGGAGCUUGUUUUGACUGAGCAGGAAGAAGAUAAUUGUUACGCUGACCUGUAUAAUGGGUUAAAAGAUUAAUUCGUGAUUCUGGGGGGUUAUCCCUUCUUUUCCCAUUUUUCCGUCUAAUUCUUCCAAGUUCCUCUUAUGACUCACCACUGCUGAAAUCCUUGAACCAAUCAGAAUCCAGCUCUCUCCCUCUCUCUCUCUCUCUUUCUCUCUCUCUCUGGUGCCCAGUCUACUCAAAGCAAAGUCAGAAAAAUCACUGUCAGUGUGCUGCGGCUUUAUCUCCUCAAGGCUAUCCUGCUUGUAAUGACAGAGACAAUGUGUCUGCAUAUUAAUCACUCGAUCUGGGUUGUUUUGACUGCAAUGGUCAUGUGACAGUAUAUAUUUGUAUAUGUCCUCCACAGACAUAUCCGCACAGAUACACCUUUUCUAAGUCAAGCUUGUCUUUUUGUAACCAGUGGUUUGGGGCAAUUGAGUAUCAAUGCUGGUGAUUUUCAUUCAGCUUUUGGCAACUUUUUUCUGCUGCUCUUUAUUUGAGGCAGCUUUGUGUGUGCCUGCUAUGAUACAAUGAAGGAUUUUUAUUGUGCUUGUCUUUUGUUUUAAUUGAAGGCAGCCCACGAGGACAUUUCCUGCCUUUAGAUAUAUUACCCAGUUGCUUUUACCUGUCACAGCCAGCUAAAUUUCCAAGUGCCCAAUAAAAUUAACAAUGUGUUUAAUGAUUUUUACGUGUUCUUCGACUUAAAUCAUGCCCAGAGUUCGGUCUGACAAGGCUCUUGUCAAUACCUGCUCAGCCACUAAUAUUUUAUGUGUCAAUGAGCGGUUUGUUAAAAUGCUGUUACAACUAGACAGUCUUUCUUUGCUACUACUUUAACCUCGAUUAUCGCUCAGACAGUAUUUGCUGAGAAAGUGGUAAAGAGAGAGGGAUGUAGAAACAAUAAAAAUAGAGCAAUGACAAACAUCAAAUGAUAUUAACUCACAGCUACAAUGCCAAUAAAAAGAUGGAAAUAUACCUGAUAUUUACAACUACAGUAUAUUCAAAGAUAAUACAUGUGUGACUGUUAGUAAGAGAUGUAAUAGUCACAGCAUAGAUAUGUAUUCAAGGCAUAGACUGUAUAUACUAUGGACAACUUGGUUCUGCCUAAAGUUUGUCCACAGCUCCAUAGGGAUUGCUGGAGGAGGUGGGAUUUAUGACCUAUACUGCAGCCCGUCACCAGAGGGUGCUGUUCUCGCGGUGGCUUUACCCAGCGAGGAGGCAGACGGCGUCUAUUCUAUAUACAGUCCAUGAUUUAAAGUGUUAGGAGCUAUGAUAAUAAAAUACCGGUUUGAGUCUUACUGUGGAUCAUACGUGUUCAAAUGAAGGAAUCAGUGCAAAAAUCUUCAUCAAGUGCUAUAAACAUGUCCUGAGUAUGAAGAUAUCAGGUGGGGGAUGCCACAAGUCCUUGUCUGUUUCAGUCCAUCUUAUUACCAGGGAAAAUGAACAAAUGUUGUUAUACAUAACAUUUACAAAGCACCUGUACAUGCAGCAGACAUAAUGAGAACUGGAUAAGCAGAUCACAUUUUCAAAACUAAUAAAAGUAAUAACAAAAUAAAAGUAAUGAUCAACACUAUAACAGUAACAAUACUACUACUACUACUACUAAUAAUAAUAAUAAUAAUAAUAAUGAACACAUUCUGUGACCACUUUGACCAGUAUCUCUAUAUUAGACAUUUCUGUAACAGUUGUUAUUUGUUAGUGGAGUUUCAAAUUUUUUUAUUGAAUAAACUUGUAAUUCUAUUUUCUAUGUAUACUGUGUGCAUCAUCAGACCAAGACACAUUUACCAUCUCUGCAUUCCUCGUACUAACUCUGACAUUUUCAUUUCUUACUGCUAUUUUUACAUUAAAAUGUUUUUUUUUUUCAUGUGCACAGAAUCACUCGCAACAACAAGAAACGCAAAAUGUUGUGUCUUGCUUUGGUAUGGACAUAUUUUAUUGACCAGUUUUCAUGUUUCUGUUUUGUUUCUCUCUCUCUCCUGUCAUCUGUAGGGGUUUGUGGUUGUUGCGGGGCACUCAGGCCCCGGUACAAGAGGCUGGUGGACAACAUCUUCCCAGAAGACCCAGAGGUGAGAAACUUGACACCCUGUUUCCUGUCUGAAUUUGAAAGCUGUUAUUGCUAAUGCAUUAGUUCGAUAAAGGGUGAGGCUGUUGUGAUAGAGAAAUGAGGUAUGGUCUCGAUAAAAAACGAGUGCACUCAUUAUAAAAACUCUGAAAAAGGGGAAAACCAUAAGCUGGACACCCUCCAUUUGUGGUCCAUGUAAAUGUAACUAUGAGCACUCUAUGUGCCAAAAACCAGAGCCGGGCAGUGAGAGUAAAACUCUGAAAACAUGUUUUCUUUCUUCAUAUUCAAGCUAAUGGUAUCGAUCCACAGAACUCCUCUUUGCUUCUGUUUUUAAUGAGAUCUGCUUCAGAUGAUUCACAAAGAGAAUGAAUUUGGGCUGAGGACAUUGAGCUCAAACUUGUGUCUCUGUGAUGCUGCAGUAACCCACUUUACCUGUCAGAUCUAUGGCCAGUAUUGCAAAAGGUAGGACAAACUAGUACACAUAGACCUCAUUUCCACGCUUAGGGUGUGCGUUUGUGUUGGAGCAACUGCUUGUUGUGCUCUCAGAAACGGUUUCUAUGUUUGGCUUCAAGCCUCUCUGGACGAAACUGUAACCGAGGAUGUCCCAGAAGCUGAGGAGUGAUGAAGCCACCUGAUACCCUUUACUCUGAAUAGUGUGUUCUUGGCGGGAGUGUGUGUGAAUGUGUACAUUCAGUGUGUCGCAGAGCUGUUCUCAGGCAAGUGGUGCGUCAGUGCUUAACCAUAUACUUGCCUCCACAUACCUCCACAGGAGUUUCACUUUAAGUUAAUCAGCAGGGAAUAAACUUAUAAAAAUCCUCAUGUUUUUCUUCACCCCAGAGAAGCCAACUCUGUGGGUCUAUAGUGCUACAAGGUUAUUUACCUAAAUGAACGAAAAACACAAAUUAGCUUUUUAUUGGAGGAGUGUUGUUGUGUAGUCAGCUGCCAUAUUCUGUUUGAGGGAUCCAUAAUGGAUUCUGGCCACAAGAUGUUUUAGAGCAGCAGGCUAGAGCAGCAGGCUAGAGCAGCAGGCCAGAGCAGCGCUGCCAGCCUGUGCUGACUGCUGACAUAACCCAAUAAAAGAAGAAUAAGCUGUUUUCAAACAGCAGACACAGCAGCAAUUUCUAACCUUAAAUGUUAUAGUAAAACAGAAACUGAAUCAUCUGGAACUGAAUAUGAAAAUGAAUAUCAUGUUAAUUAACCCGAGUGCAGCUGGAAAUAUCAAAAUAUCUGUUAAAUUAGAGAGUUGAAGCUAUGGUCAGGGACACAGGCAGACUUCAAAACUAACUUAAACAAGGUGACCAGUAUUGCUGCUUGCAGUAAAAGAGAUGUGAAGCUGUUAUUGAAAACACAGAUAGACCCAAGCAUUUGAAGUUUGAUUUCAAAGUUACAGACCCUGUGUUAGCCAAAAUUAAAUGCCAUUAAAGGUCUGUCUGUUCUGCCUCUAGCUGUUCUCCAGCCACUGUUGAAAUGUAACUGUUGGUUUAAAGACCCACUCCGAUGAAAAUCAUGUUUUUCUUGUUGUCUACAUGUUUAUAUGGGAUUUUUCUGAUGCCACAGGAAAUAUCAUAAGAAAAGUAAGUGCAAAAUUGCAUUUCUGAGUUUUUCUACAUUCAAUUCACUGUGAACCUCUCACAGACCCAAACAGCAGGUUCAGAUACAGUGAGAUUUCCUACGCAUGAAAUCCAAGCUCUGCCCCUGGAGCCCCUCUAUGCAAGCCAGGCUCCGAGAAGUAGAGAGGAUGAUCGUGGAACAAGCGGUGCAUUAGCAGAUUGCAAUACUUGUAAGAAAGCUAAUUACGAAAAUAACUUUCAUGAUGUCUCCAAAGACAUUUGUUUCUGAGAGCUGAAUAGCUCCUAUGUUACCUACUACUUCUGCUCCACUGCCAAUUUUAGGCUACAAGCUAGCAUGAAGAAGAGUGUGCAGAGCAGGUCUGUCACCGCCCACGACUCAGAGGCAAAUUGCUAAUGAUCUACUGGAGGUUUGCAGAAGUCCUUCAAAUUGACACAGGUAACAAGAUUUUGGCUAAAAACUUCAUAAUCACAAUUUGAAGACCACUAAGAACACUUUAAGUGGUUAAAAAAUAAAUGAUCAGAAAGGGACUUGAACCAAGAGGUUGAAUAUUGCUAUGAGGAACUUUACAAUUUCUGCCCUUCCAGUUGAAAUAAGUAUGAAAGACAAAAACUACAAAUAACUCUAGAUGAGCAAAAAGACGAGAGGAAGAUGCACUUUUUAUUUAGAAAAGGUAAUGAUAACAGCCUUGUGAGGGCUGAAGCCGAUACAAUACCAAUUAUGUCAAAAGGCCAUUAACCGAGCAGUGAAUUAGUCAGUCACUAUUGCCAACUGUAGGCAUCAUGCAGCUGUGCACAUAUAAACAUCCAAGUGUUCCCUCGCUAGGGUAAACUGAGUAAGUCUAAAAUGAACAACAAUACAGAGCACAAGAAAAAAGUAGAUUCUAUCAGACAUUUCUACCUGUAAGAUGUUUUGACUGUCAGGACUGAAGGAAUCCUCUCAUGAUUCCAACCAAAGUUAUCUGACAAACUGUAAGACAGAUCAUAUCGAAGACUGUAUCUCAGAUAGUACUUGUAUAAAGGUUAUCAGCACUUCCGUGUAUUAGUUGCCAUUGACCCAAAACUUUUAAAAGAGUGAAACUCUCUGUAACAUUUACCCUAAAAAAUAAUCCGUCUCAUGAAAUAGAUAAAAGGUUUCAGUGUUGCUUUGUUGCUCCAACAUCAAGGCCGGUCGUGUCUAAAAUUGGACUGUUUUGACUGGUUAUAUUUGGAAAGCUGGUGUGAUUUUUGAGGCUGGAUCUCUUUGUAAAUAAUGAAUGAUCCUUUCCUGAGUAUCACAGUUGAUAUUUUUAGAGUCAUUCUGUCCUGUGAAGCUAUGUGCAGGGUUCACAGAGUUCAUUCUGCCUGUCCUCAACUCUCCACCACCUUACUGUCCAACCAAAAAGUUAACAGUGUUGGCCCUGUCGGAAUGCUUUCUGGACCCCAGUGGACUUGAUAUGUCUUAAGCUCCCACUCGACCUCUGACGUGCUUGAAAUAGGUUAAAGGGGGAAAGUUGGAGACUAAGACUUAGUGAUCUAGUUAAAGUCUUUAGUUUGCGUUUUGAGUGACACACGGCACUGCACACACUCUUGCUUUACUUUCAAACUGCAGUGCUUUGAAAAAGGUAACAUAAACUGUCAGACUCUGUUCACUUUUUCAGUUAAAAUGCAAACCAGGCUUUUCCUAGCUGAGGCAAACAGUCUUGUCGUCAGUCCUGUCCAGCUGCAUCUCUGUUCAGCAAAGGCACCCGCCUCAUGUGCAUCCAUCAGACACUGACUGAUUUUCAUAUUUGUAUACCUCCUCCAAAGCAUGUGAAUGAUACCCUAAAACUUUUGUAUUGUCUCUCUUGUUUUUCUUUCUUUUUAUGCCAACCUGUCACCCUCUAAGGAUGGUCUGGUGAAGGCCAACAUGGAGAAGCUGACAUUCUAUGCCCUGUCAGCUCCAGAGAAGCUUGACCGUAUCGGAGCCUACCUGUCUGAGAGACUCUCAAGGGACGUGGCCAGACACAGAUACGGGUGAGCAUCACUGGUCUUUCAAUCAAAAAUAGUCUCAGGAGGAAACGGUCAGGCUGUCUCUGUCUCGGCGAGCUCUGUUUUCACACUUUACUGUAUUAUUUAUUCUCUGUCUGUAGGUGACUUCAAAGUGUUAAGUGAGACUGAAUUUAAUAAAUGAAAUGGCAAAAAUCCCUCAGACUCUUAGCAGUUACAAAAAUAGGAAAGAGCGGUCUCUCAUCAUAUACAUAUACAGGGUUUCCUCCAGGAUUUUUUGAAACCAUGAGCGAGGUUUACCCCCCAACCCAGAGAAGCAAAAAAACAAAAAACACCACCACAACUUACAACUUUUAUACAAAAAAGUAUACACAUUUAGCCUUAUCUUGUGGUACAGUUUGCAGCCAGGCUGAGAGCACUUCAUUGAACACAUUUAAAUAUGACACUUGCCAUGGUGCUCAUGAAUAUCACUUCUAAUCAUCUGAACAUGAGGACAUGAAGUCAUGAUAAAUCAAGAACAUUAAACCUCUCUGUUAUCCUCCAUCACCUGAUUCUCUUCCUCUGGUUUCUUCCUCUUUCUCUGAAAAUAUUCUGAUAUGGGCUCACCUUGAAAAUGUGACCAAGAAUGAGUCAUUACAGAAAAACCCGACAUCGUUCUGUAUCUCCAAAUGUAACUGUAACAUCAUCUGAAAAAACAUGUGAAGGCCCAACUUUGUAUCAUAAACAGUAGAGUGGGACAGGAACUUGAGACUCCAUUUUUAGUUUUUCAAAAUAAAGUUAUUUGAAGUGCAGUGUCACAUUUCAUUAGUACAAUUCCACACUCUUAUUAUGGUCUGUAAAUGUGCGUGAAUAUAGACUUUAUGUUUAUAUGGAUAUACGAUAUAAUUUACAUUGAAACAUCUGAAAAAAGAUCAUAAUUCUGAAGGCAUGGCAGCUUUUAUUUUGGCACCACAACCAUUUACAUAGAGGCGGAAACCCUGAUAAAUCUUCAUAGAUGUUUCUGAAAGUGUCUUUGUAUAUAAUAAAUAUGUGUUUAAUUAUAAUAUAUGUGUGUUUAUGUAUAAUAUAUGUGUGUUCAUAUACAAUAUAUGUGUGUUUAUAUAUAAUAUAUUUGUGUUUAAUAAUAAUAUGUGUUUAUAUAUAAUAUAUUUGUGUUCAUAUAUAAUAUGUGUUUAUAUAUAAUAUAUGUGUGUUUAUAUAAAAUAUUUGUGUUUAUUUAUAAUACAGGUGUGUUUAUAUAUGAUACAUGUGUGUUUAUAUAUAAUAUAGGUGUGUUUAUAUAUAAUAUAUGUGUGUUUAUAUAAAAUAUGUGUGUUUAUUUAUAAUACAGGUGUGUUUAAAUAUAAUAUAGGUGUGUUUAUAUAUAAUAUAGGUGUGUUUAUAUAUACUGUAUUUGCCACAUGCUAAUCAGAUAAGAAACCCACUAAAAUGUGCUGUUUAAGCAUCAGUGUUUAUUAUCUUCUGUAUAAUCAGGUUUCGUAGACUUCGUGUCUAAAGCAGCCAUCAGAUAGGAGUGAGAGGCUGGUUAGUCAGGUUGUUGGGUGAUGUUUCUGUACACCCUGUACUUACUUUGUAAGGCCCAGAAGUUGUUGUCUUACAUGACUCAUGCCUGGGCUGCUCUGUGAGGAUUCACACCAAUGCAAACAGCCUGCACAGAUUACAUUUACACUUGCCAGGGUCUUGCUUCAAAUCUGCUCAGGAACUGAGUCUCCAGAGUUUUUCGGUCAGAUUCUAUCAUGAUUUGAUCUUCUGUUGCCUCGUUCAGCUUGACAGUUAACAUAAAAGAACAAAUUCUCAGUGUCUAUGUUUGAUAUCCAGAUGCAUAUUUGCCAACAGGAUUAAUGGUGCUAUCCAGAUGUCCCUGUGUCCCCCCUCCUCCUCAUUAGGUAUGUGUGCAUAGCCAUGGAAGCCCUGGACCAGCUGCUGAUGGCCUGCCACUGUCAGAGCAUCAACCUGUUUGUGGAGAGUUUCCUCAAGAUGGUGCGCAAGCUGCUGGAGUCAGACAAACCCAAUCUGCAGAUCUUAGGGACCAAUUCUGUGAGUUAAAAGGAUUAUAUGAUUUCUUUUUCAAGAGCUGAUGAAAAAUGUUCUGUUUUUCUUCUUUCAAACUACUCCACAAAAGCCUCCAUGUCCUAAGACAAGUGCUCUUGGUCUUCUUUUAGGAUAUGCAUUUAUUCAACUCUUAACUUUGAUGUUCUGAGAAAAAAAGAAAUUGAAAGAUGCGUUCUAUAAAACUACUGAAAUGUGGUUACUUUUAACUGUCGUAAAAAUGUGGUCAUAGUUCAAGUAGUUGGAUUUAUUCAGCAUUAACAAAUUUUCUGUUUUACGAAAUUACAAAUUUACAAACAAAAUGUACUCAUAUUUAAUUCUUUAUUGAAGUUAUUCCACUGGUUCACUCUUUUCACAGAUACACACUUCUUUCUCAAAUGUUGGCCUUGCCUUUUUUUUUGUUCUUUUUUUACUUUUCCUCUUGCUUUGUACUGACUUUCACAGUUUUCAAAUAACCACAGUAAAUAAGUUAGUUGUGCUUUGUUGAUUUGAUUUUGAUUUCUUCAGCUGAAUCAUAAAGAGAACGCAGAUACAUAAAUGAUAAAACAGUUGGAUAGCAGUUGUCACGUUGAUCUAUAAUUUAGAAUAUAUCUGUACUGCUUUAUUUAUGGCAGUUUUUGAAAAAUUAAAAGUUUCAAUAAGCUAAAAUGGACUCCGCACUAGGAUUUUUGCAAACAAAGUAUAAAAAUAACUGAGAUACUUUUUUUCUAUUUUAGAUACAUUUUGCUAAAUUUUCUCAUCCAAAGACCUUUGGUCACUAAUGUGUCUCUAAUGUUUCGAAGCUUUUCUGCUGCAUGUCCAUUUGAGUGGAUUUAGAGGUAUUAUCCAAUCAAAAUUUGACUGGUCACGUCUACUUUUCUGAUGCGAUGGCACACAGUAAAAUAUGUUAACCUUGAGAUGAACACUUGGUUUAGUAUUUGAGGAAAAUUCCGAGCCAGAGUAUUGGACAGAGGGGGUGGGAGAGAGAUGAGUAUCAGCUGAUACGGGGAGCAGGUUUAAGCAGCAGGUCAGGAUAGGACGUACAAAGGAAAUCAGAUUAGCUGCACACCAAACUCUCUGCAGUCAUCUACUCAGAUUGACAUGACACGCCAACCUUGCACUCAUAAUCUUCAUGCUAUCAAUCUCCCUCGCGCACUCUAAUGCAUUUAGGACAAAUACAAGAGCAUACGCUUAAGCAGUCACACACACAUCUGUGCUGAGUCAUUAGACAUGCAUCACAGUGUCACACAUCAGUCCAGUCGAGGAUUUGUGUAGUGUGUGCUAAUUUAAAGCUUUGCAGAAAGAGUCAUUGUACUUAAACACUGUUAUUACAUUCAAGUGGGAUGAAUUUCUCUGUAAUGGAAACCCCCAAACUUCUCAUGCAUAUGACUAUUUAUAUUUUUUUAGUUUAUGCUGUAUUUUUCUGCUAAAGUUCCGGAAAAGGAACUUUCCUUCUUCGGGGGAACUGUUUGUCUCAUCUAAGGCAGAUCAGUUUCGAGGAGAGGAGAAGGGAGCGGAUUAGAGAGUUUAUCACCACAUGACUCAAGCUUGGCCAGGCUGCCUCACACUACUUUUCACUGACCUUAACCUGUCUCUGCAGCAGAGCCCUUUCUAAUACACACCAGCACAGCAGUGAAUGAGCUGGUGUUACUGUCAGCUUCUCGUUAUUUAUAUUGAUGUAUUGUGAAAGGAGAAGACUAAAAGGCAGGGGGUUUAGUGUCUCUUGAUACAGUCAGUUGCAACAAAAGGCCUUUAUAAAAUCAGCUCUUAUGGCCUCUGGUUUUAGACUCAUUCUUAAAGCUUUCAGUCAGAUCGAGAGUACGAAUCAGUAGAGGAAGUGUUGAAACUCUGAUACCUUAAAGGCAUAUUCCAGUGUCAAUUUAAGUUAUGGUCAAACACACUGUAACACAGAGUUACACACCCUCUAGAGAGAUAAAUGUUGUCAACUGCUUACUUCUCUAGUUGUACCAACUUUUGUAACGAUUGCAGGAUAGCAAUACACAGCGGUCUAUGGCUCCAUGCGCAAACCUCAACUCAAAAGCUACUCUAUAGCCACAAAUAAUGCUCAGAACAGCAACUAACUUCAUCAACAGUACAUAUGGGGUCCCAGCCAUAGUUCUAGCCACCAAACAUCUUUUUAAAUUUGCCUAAUUUCUUUAGCAAAGAAACCAAACACAACUCGCCUACUCUCUUCCAGCAGCCGCAUGUUUGUGGGGGAGCCCUGACGAGUUGAUCACCAAAUGCAGCGGAAAAUUUAUGAUCAUUACUUCAUGGAAAUGCAAUCAGACCGAGAUGCUAAGGCAGAAGAACUACUGCGUCUGCAGUGCACAUACAAGAUACAUAAGAACUCUGAUUGUAUUUCCAAGAAGUAAUGAUCAUAUUUGUUCUUCCUUGAGCUGCGAAACUCCGCUGCACUCGGUGAUGGACUCGUCAAGGCUCCCGCACAAACAAGCGGCUGCUGGAAGAGAGCGAGUGAGUUGUGUUUGGUCUCUUUGCUAAAGAAACCAGGCAAAGCUAAAAGGUUUUUUGAUGGCUAGUGCUAUGGCUGGUACCCUGUAUGUACAGUUGAUGAAGUUAGGCGCUGUUCUGAGCAUUAUUUGUGGCUAUAGAGUGGCUCUUUGGUUGAGGUUUGCGCGUGGAGACGUAGACUUUUGUGUAUUGCAUAAGCGGUCGUUGCCGAAGUUGGUAUAACUAGAGAAGCAAGCAGUGGGGUAAAUUUAUCUCUCAAGGGGUAGUCUAACUCGGUGUUACGGUGUGUUUGAACAUAACUUAAUUUUACGCCGGAAUACCCCUUUAAAUCUGUCUGGUGUACCUUAGUAGCAUUUCUACUGGGCAGCUUCCAGAUAUCAGCUUCUGCAGCAAUUUACUGUGCAGCUUCACAAGAGCAGUUAUGGCUUCACUUCAUUUAAUUCACUCAAGAGUGCUUUAUUAAUCACAGCCCCACUCCAAAUACUCACUGUGCACACAGGAAAUAGAUUCACAACAGGCGGCUUUAGAUGUUUAAAUGCUUCUUUUUAUUCUCUCGCUAUGGGUUGCUGCACAAAUCCAGCCUGCUUUCUUUGAACGAGGAACUUAUGUAGUUUAAUCACCAUCUGUCUAGCUGAAUAUUCAAAAUAUAAUUACCACAACAGGUAGAACUCUUUCUGUCAGGAUUCUAAACAAGUGCAGGUCAUAAUUUAUUAAAUGGAGAGUGUUGUGAAGCUAAAUGUCAGCAUGUUGAAAUGGUGACAUUUUGAGGCUCAGUGGGAGAGCUUCCCUCUGCCCUGUGACUGUCACUUCUAAUGAGAUGUUAUGUCACUGUUUGACUUUAAUUUAGGAGAUAUACACUGUAGGGAUCCGGGGUUAUUUCAUUAAAGAGUGUUUAAUCAAAUAAGAAUAAACUUUUAAUAACUUGGCCUCACUAAUUAAAAUGAAUCUCUGGAGUUUUUGAGUCUCAGCCUGACAUGAAAAUGACUUUUAAUUUUCCUCCUGUCCCUUCCUUCCUUCCUUUCUCCCUCUCUUCUUUCUUUCUCCAUCCUCAGUUUGUGAAAUUUGCCAACAUAGAGGAGGAUACGCCAUCGUACCACCGCAGCUAUGACUUCUUUGUGUCACGCUUCAGUGAGAUGUGCCACUCGAGCUAUGAGGACCCUGACAUCCGCACCAAGUAAGUGGACAGAUGCUUGAUUUUUUUUAUUUUUAGUAACUGCUGCUUUAAUCAACUUUCAGGAGUCUGUUUUGGACUCCUGCCGACCCCUGACAGUCUUUUCUUGUCCUACCAAAUUUAGCCCUCCUAAAAGUGAUCUUGUUGUCUUGUGCUGAAAUUAGACUAAACAAUAUCUUUGAGUGUUAAAGAUAGCUUUGCCGAACCUCAGGCUGACAGCCAAACAAUGAAGAGAACAGGAUUAAAAAAGAUACUAAUAUAACUUCCUAAAUAUAACCGUCCAUUUAUAGAUUCACUCAAAGGAUGUCUGUGUUUCUUCAAGGAUUCGGAUGGCAGGUAUCAAGGGUCUGCAGGGCGUAGUGAGGAAGACUGUGAAUGAUGAGCUGCAAGCCAACAUCUGGGAUCCUCAGCACAUGGACAAGAUCGUCCCCUCACUGCUUUUUAACCUGCAAAGUGGAGAGCGAACAGAGAGGUGAGUAGUGAAAAAGAAAUGCCUGCUGAACAUCAGACCUGUUAUGGUAGUUUUUUUAUUAACGCCUAUUUAACUGAUGUUGGAUUUAUGUCCUCUGCAUGAUAAUCUCAGUUGUUUUUGAGAUGACUUCAUCCUUUGUUUUGCAUAAACUUUCUUCUCUUAUUUUUAAUGGUUAUCUGACUUAUGAGACCAUCUGAAAUAUAACACUCUAAGGUGGAUGUUGUAGAAUAUUAUGAAGCAUAUGACCAACCUCACAUUUUGUGUAUAGAUUAAGAAAAUUGAGCUCUCAGACUGUUAAAAAUUUCUUUCAAAGUUCUCAUCAAAACUUUAUCCAUUUUUCCGUUUGGUUGUCACAUAUAUUUGCCAUCGUCACCUACAGUAUAUGCCAGCGUCUAGCUAAACAACAACUCGAGCUGUGAUGUUGUUUGUGUAAAGAAUGAACUUGUGAUUUCCUGGAGAGCAUUUACUGACACUCAGGUGUCAGGAAUUUUGAACCCAAUAAAUUGUCGGUGAAAAGUGCUGCCAGUCAGGUGUUACAUACUCUGUGCAAACAGAGUCCAUUUCUGACGUUUGAGAUCCAUGAGUCUGAUCACAGCGAGACUCGCUGCCCCCAGCCAGUCGGGCAAAUUUAAAGCAUGGCAGAAAUUUUGCUGACAACAUGUACUGACACAGUGAAAGCAGGGCCAUGAGUGAUUUCCCCAGAUUCAGGGCUUUUUUUUUCAUGAUUGCGUCUGAGAAAAAUGGCAGGGAGAGUUUGUUGUGUUGAGUGUGAGUGGAGUGGGGCUACGUCAGGACCUUAUUUCAAAAUCAUGGUCUCCACCCACUAUGACUUUCAUGAUAAAUUUAAGGUAGGUUUAUCACCUUUCUGACAGGCCAGCCUAAAACUGACAAAGAAGUAGCUUCUCAAUAGUCAGCUUUGAAGUGGUGCUGUUGAAUUUGAUUGCAUUACAUUGCACAGAUGUUCAUAAUGGAAUGGCAGAUCAAUGUAGAACCAUAUAUUAUAGAUACAGAUUUAAAAGAAGUUUUAUUGCAGUGUGAUUUUUUUUUUUUUAGGGAAACUUUUGAUUAUUGUCAAAGCUCUGUUCUGGUAUAAGUCAUCCCAUGUGAGUACUCAGGCUGUGCUUGACAGUAUAGUGUGGCAUUUACUAGGGGUGGGAGAAAAAAUCGAUACAGCAUAGUAUCACAGUAUUUUGUCUGGUGAUGUAUCGUAUCGUCUCAUUUACCAAGUAUUGAUUUUUCAAAUUAAUUCCUAAUAUGAAGUCAAAUCUAUGAUAAUAAAAAAAUAAAAUCAACUGUUUGUUCAGUGAGGUUGGCAGAGGUGACAUCAUAGAGCAGGAGAAGGUUAGUGCUACAAAUAUAGCAGCACCUGGGGAGGGACAUUAGGAAUGCAAGCAGGGCACAAAUGAGAUGGACAUGACACUAAAGAUUUGCAAGAUGUGCCACAAGAAAAUAAAAUACUGUCUGAAUAAAACAAACAAAGGAAAGACAAAUGCUUAAUUAGCUAAGCAGUUGAAAAAAAUUGUUUAAAUUGCAAUAUAUUGUAUUGCAAUACUCACUGUACUGCAAAAUGUUAAAAAUCGCAAUAAUAUCGUAUUGUAGCCCAAGUAUCGUGAUAAUAUUGUAUCGUGGCCCAUGUAUCGUGAUAAUUUCGUAUCGUGGCUCAUGUAUCAUGAUAUAAUGGUAUUGUGGCCCAAGUAUCGCAAUAAUAUUGUAUCAUGGCCCAAGUAUCGUGAUAAUAUCAUAUCGUGGCCCAAGUAUCGUGAUAAUAUCGCAUCUUGGCACAAGUAUUGUGAUAAUAUCGUAUCGUGGCUCAAGUAUCGCAAUAAUACAGUAUCGUGGCCCAAGUAUCGUGAUAAUAUCGUAUCAUGGCUCAAGUAACGUGGGGACACUGCUGAAUCCCACCCCUAGCAUUUACGCACAGUGUAUUCCUGGCCUUACUAUCCAGAGCAUGAUCAACAAACUAACUGUGAGGCUGUCCUUGUUGCCCCUGCUGUUUUCCUGGGGUGUCACUCAAAAUGAUAAAGGUUCAAAUACCAAAUAUAUUAGUCCACAUAUCGGUCAGCUGUUGCUUUUUUAUUUAAGAUCAAAUGACCUACAGACUUGCAUAAAAAAAAAAAUCCUGUCUACAGUUUAAUUUCAGCUUCACUUUGACCACAUAGCCUUCACACUACAGGUCAAAAGACAGUGCCAAAAGUGCAUGUGGACUGUGAAAGUUGAUGACCUUAAAUGUGUCUGUUUUGACUCUGCCACAUUGGUUCUACAGUAGCCAACCACCUUCUUUUCAUCCUGUAUGAGGUCAUAUUUGUCCUGGCAUGUGUGUCGUUUAUCAUCACUAUCAUCAGCCCCAUGAGAAGGCACUGACAGCUCUGCAGUAGUUAGGGCAUCUGUUGGUCCACCUGCAGCACCAAGGACAAAAAAACACUAGAAGAAACAGGAAAUUUGAGUGUUCGACAUGGAUGGAUAAUAAGAGCAUUGUAAGCACUGAUGGCUAGCAGUUUUCAGUGGGAGAGAGAGAGAGAGAUGCAGAGUCUGAAGCCUCCCCCCUCUUUGGCAGAUUUCCAUGUACUGACAUUCGCUUUGACGUCAAUGCUGAGAUCUGAAGGUUAAGGGGGGAAAGUGGGACAGCAGUGAUACGAACACUAAGAUCAGGUGGAGAGAGUAGAUAAUAGAGCGAAGAAUGAUUUGAAAUGUGGAGGUGAUUAUAAAUGAGAGAGAGACAGAUGGACAGAGAUAGACAGACACACUCAAGCAGAGGGACACAUUUACCUCUCAGCUUCCCGUCACUGUUUGUGCAUGUGUGUAUGUGAUGCCCCUGCUGCGUGUCCUCCAUUCCUCCCCUGCACUGAGUGUAGCCAGACAUUACCAGCCUAUGAAACCCACAGCAGUCAGUGCAGCCCACAGCAGUCAGUGCAGAGUCUAAUUAAACCCACAGAUGGUGCAUUUUUCUCAACAUUAAUCCCCAUGCACAAGUAUGAGUUCGUUCAAAGAUCAGCUUCAGGCACUGACUAAUUUAUGGAAAGUUUAUUUCUGGGGAUACUGAAAUCUGACGUGUUGCAGAGAACAAUCAUGAGCAUGAUUGAUUGGUCUAAAUGUGAUGUGAAGGUGCUUCCAAAGGCUACAGAUUCUCGAGGCAACCUCCCUGCAGGCAUUGCCUCAGCAGAAAAAAAUUGAAAGGAAAUGAUUCUCACCUUAAGUAUUCUCCUUUGCACUUUCUCUACUGACUUACAAACAGCCGAGCUGUCUGAUGAGGUAGACGUGAGGUCAGCCUGCUGUAGGCAAAUGGUCUCUGAGAGGACAGUAAUGCUUUCAAAUCCUCAUGCAAAACAGUUCCCCCUGAUUUUCCGACUCAUUAGACAAAAUCUGCAGAGGAUGGCAGUUUGGGUGACCUUAAAGUGAAGUCUUCUUUGCAUGCUUUUAAAAGCACUUUUUAGUUGGACACAGGUCGGUGAGAAUUGCAGUAUAAAUGUUCAACCUUUGAUCAGCAGGAAUUUCAAUCUCAACCAAGGUUGAAUUUUUGAUGCACGAAAUGAAAUUGACUGAAGAGAGGGAUUCUAUGAUUGUGAGCCAUGAACUCUAUUUUUUUUUUUCUAUGUUAGAAUUUUGGGGUGUUGAUGGUUCAUUGGUACAAAACCAUUUUGGAAAUCGCUGAAGUUUAAGAAGCUUUCUGGGUUCCUACACAGUUGGAAUUUCUAUACUGUUCCAUAUCCUAAUUUAGGGCUGGGCGAUAUGGCCUCAAAUCAAUAUUGCGAUAUAUUGAGCAGUUAACCUUGAUAACGAUAAAUGGACGAUAACUACUCCACAAGCUGCUCACCCCCUCUCACAUUAACUUUGUCUACGACGGAGUCACGUCACUGUCCCUUUAAGACAGUGUCUUAAGACAGUGUCUUAAAGGGACAUGAGACCAUAGCCUACCUACAAACAUCUAAAACCAACUUUUAUUUAUUUAUUUAUUUGAAACAGAAUAUAACAAUAUGGGCAAGAUGACGUCAGUUAUUGUCAUAAAUUUUGGUAUCGGUAAAUUUUCGGUUUAUCGUCCAGCCCUCCCCUAAUUUUUUUGAACUAUUUUUGGAAAUACCUACUUUUCUCUUUUAGACAACAGUACUUUAGAACUGUGGUUAUAGUGUGGAAACAAAUAUUUUUCCAUACUCUAUUUUUCAUUUUCAACACUUUAUAAGACCUGGAAAUUGAUCAAAUUUAUUUUCAUACUUACCAUACUAGUGUAGGAACCCUGUUAAGAUGUGAAACAGGCUGCUUCACCUUCCAUCAUUAUUUGUGAGGGCAACUGCACAAGAUCCAAACACCUGAACUUGAGGCAUAACAGACUGCUGUCACUAUGCCAUUGUACUUUUAAACUGAACCCCACAACAGAAUAAUGUUGGUGUCCAAGUGUGUGAUUUUAUGCAGCAUUGGCACCAUGUAUAAAAUCACAACACAUGCUGCAUACAGUAUACACUUAAAAAUACACCUACUGAUUACACUGUGGCUCUUUCACCUCUGUUACUGCUAUAGACUGUACAAAUAUGGAUGGAGUCUCUGUGACAUCACCUUCUGGUUUCUGAACAUACGUUUUUCAGCCCAGUGGUGGUGAGGGCCUUGUUGGAAAUGCUGACUCAACCGAACCCAUAAUCAACCAAAACACAGCUUGAAGGCUGGCGUUAAAGGGAUAUUCCGGGAAAUUAAGUUACAUAUAGGGUCCCAUCCAUAGUACUAGCCACCAAACAUCUUUUUAGCUUUGCCUGGUUUGUUUAGCAAAGAGACUAAGCACAGCUCACCUACUCUCCUCCAGCAGCCGCUUGUUUACGGGGGUGCCCUGAGGAGUCGAUCACCGAGUGCAGCGGCUCAUUUCCAAGAAGUAAAAAUCAUCAUGAUAACCAUUUUGCACUGCAGACACGAUAGUUCUUCUGCCUUAGCGUCUCGGUCUGAUUGCAUUUCUAUGAAGUAAUGGUCAUAAGUGUUCUUCCUUGAGCUGCGAAACUCCGCUGCACUCAGUGAUUGACUCGUGAGGGCUCUUCCUUCACGUUUUACCAUUACACCGGUUACCGUUACAUCCCUACUCUUCUACGGUGUCUUUUCCACAAUAAUGUCAGACAUUGGAUCAAAGCAUCAAGCUGAGCCUUUUAAGGCAAAGCAAGCACUUUUUAUGCAACUCUAACUGACUGUAAGUUGUGUCUAUUAGUCUCUUUUUUUAUUUAGCUUGAAAUAAAGAACCAUGUCUAAAGAUACACAAAUUAGCCUUUCAGUUUCUGCUGCCGAAGUCUAAGCGGUUUAUUAAUCCUGUAUCGAAUUUUUCUGCCUUUUUUUGGAUUUGUCUAAAGUCAGAAAAUGAGCCACAGACAGGAAGGCAGCUAUAUUUCCUUUACCGCCGCAGCAGCAGACAAGAUGAAAGUGUUAGGCUGUUAAUAAAUAAUGUCAUCAUUGGUGGACCACCCGAGGCCAGUCAUGACCAAGAUAGAGUUGUGGCGGAGGUUUUAAGUAUGCAUGAGAACAAAGGACGGUAAGACCUGGUGUCAUUUAUCACACACUCUUGCACACUUGUACAAACUUGAGCACAAACGCAUCUCUGAAAGUCAGAGCAGAAGUGCAUAUCCCACAGAUUUGUACAUGUUUAAAAGCCCAUCUCUGUCAUCCAGUCUUAACCACAGACACUGCAGUCAUGGAAGUUAUCAAGAGAGGGACAAAUGCAAUAACAAAACAGUCUGCAGAGUGUUUUUGUGUUGAAAAUUGAGUCAUUUUAAGAUGUUAUUGAAUCCUUAUAAACUCUCCGAUUCUUCAUUCUCUCCCUCUCUUUUUUGUCUCUCCUCCUCCUAACUCUCCCUCCCCCUCCUUUCUCCCUCCCUCUUCUCGCUUCCUCCUGCUCUCUUCCUCCUCUGCCUCUUUUUCUGCUUCCUCACCUGCAUCGCUCCCGACCAGCCGCUCCCCGUCUCCACUGCAGGCGUCGGAAAAAGAGAAGGAAAGCCCGGUGGAGCUGACGGAGCGCUGCUUCAGGGAGCUGCUAGGACGAGCUGCCUAUGGAAACAUCAAGAACGCAGUCACACCCGUGCUGAUGUGAGACCGCCUUUAAAAAAAACUCCUCUAUGCAUGAGAUCAAACCUUUUUUUUCUAUAUUGUGUUUUAACUUCCAGGUAGGAUGCAUAUUAGUGCAGUGUUGCAGCAUUUUUAUCAGUGUUCUAAUCAGUCUGACAAAUGAAACAAGGUCAGUGCAAGGUUGUGUUACUGUUGUUGUUGCAAAGAUCUGAGUGCGUGAUUGAAGGACAGUAAUCUUAAAUAGUAUUUUUCAAUUUUCUUUCGCUGCAAGGUUGUAAUGUAUUUUCAGUUCGAGUUCCCCCUUUCAGACAGACUCCCUGCUUUUCUUAAAACCUUUUAAGGUCAUCAUCCUUCUACUUCUGGUAUUUCUGAGGACAAUCCUCUGCAGUAAACGUCCUCCUUCUAGUUUGUAGAAUUUCUGUACAUCUUCCUCUCUCUCACUCAAUCAUUCAGUCAAUCUCAACUGUUGUUUUUUUCUGUCAGCCUCUGUUUGCGCCAAUGUGUCUGCCUCUCCGAGCUGCAGACACUAACACUCCUUUUUUAAUGGCUUAUUAUUAUUAUAUGCCUGUCAUAUAUACACACACUCACUGUUUGCACAACUUGGCUUUUCUGCAUCGUAACGAGCGCAUACGGCCAUUCCUACUUUUUCGGCUCUCGGCUCGAAUAAAUGACAUUUUCAAUAUGAGUUCAGCAGAAUAGGGGACCAAGAUCUCCUGAUGACACAGUAUAUUAUAAAUACAUUUUUCAUAUGCGGGCAGAAACUCAUUUUUAUAAUAAUGCGCUGUUUCUGAAAGCCUCAUUGAUCAUUUUAAAGGUAUCAAUAAUACAAAACCAGAAAGUAGGGUGUUCUAUCAUGACUCCCCAAAAAAUGCAAAGGAGAAUUGAAAUUGACAACAUUUGAGAGUCUUGCAGCUCUGUAAAUGUGUGUAUUGAUUUGUCUUCUCCACAAUCCCUGUGAGUUUAAACUCUGGUAUUUUCCUCUGCAGUGUUGCUUUAGAUGCAGUUAUUUUUAUGUGUGUUUUUUUGUUACAUAUUUAAUCCAUUGAUCUCAGGUUUCCUCUUAUUAGUCCUCUCAGUUAACCUUACUUGUCAUCGCCGGUGAGACUGGCUCUUCUGUUUCAUUCUUUAAAUAUCAAUCUCACUGAUCCCUCACUCCUUGCAGUGAAACUCUGCCCUCGGCUAUUUUGCGGUUUUAUUGCACAAAUUUUACAUCUUACAGCAACAUACAUAGUGAAAUGCUUAAAUGACUCCUCGUUUUUAACAUAUUGAUUGUGUUUUCAUAGCAGCAUAUUUUAAUUCAUGUACGGUGUGUAUUCAGACUUAUUGUUCAGACAAUGCUUCAGUGUUUUUUAUGAACUAUUUUUCCUAAAAGUGCAAAAAUCCACAUGCAGUGUUGACGUCUCCUUCUUUUAGCACUUCAGAUUUGCCUCCUGUCUCUUUCUGCUUCUCAUCACCACUGCAUUAUUACAUCUUCUGUAUCCUCCUCAUCUCUCUCUCCCCGUCUCUAUUCCCUCAGGCACUUAGAUAACCACUCUCUAUGGGAGGGGAAGACCUUUGCAGUGCGUUGCUUCAAAAUCAUUAUGUACUCCAUUCAGGUGAGUGAUACAGCACCAACAAAUCAGCCCAGACCUCUACUUCACCAGAUUUUUCUCUCUCUGCUUUUCACUUCAGCAGCCAAACACCCAGACGCAAGAGCAACGUCAAGUGAUUUGCAGUGUUUAAAUGUUUGAAAGUGUUUUUCCAUGAUCUGGUGUGGAAAUGCAGAAACAUGCUACAGAAUUUAUGCAGAUUUCACUCAUCAUUUACUUUGAGGAUUCCUUUUUGGCAUCAUCCUUUUCUCUCAAAGCUGAGAUUUAUUUUUUACCUGAAUAAAAAUGGCGAGUCAUCGGUUUAAAGGUUGCCUCCAGUUUUCCUUUCAUGUCAACGCACUUACUUUCUCUUCCUUUCUGAAAUCUGGUUUGAGUCAUUUUUCUUCUUCUUUUCAUCUCCUGUGUUCAGUCCCAACACUCUCACCUGGUAAUCCAGCAGCUUCUCGGCCACUUGGAUGCGAACAGCAAGAAUUCAGCCACGGUGCGAGCUGGCAUAGUGGAAGUGUUGCUGGAGGCAGCCGCCAUCGCUGCCAGCGGCUCUGUAGGUGAGCAGAAUGGCAAACACACACACACACACAUACACAGACUGGCUUGUGUGAUAGUGGAAUCAGACACAUGUGACAUCAGAUUUUUGAGUGAAAUCGUCUGAUGAUAAUUUGUAUGCAGGGCCCACAGUGCUGGAGGUGUUCAACACUCUGCUGCGGCAGCUCCGUCUGAGCGUCGACUACGAGCUAACCGGCUCCUAUGACGGCAGCACCAACAUCGGCACCAAGAUCAUCAAAGCUCAUGAGGAGAGGCAGCUGCAGGAGGCCGUCAUCAGGACCAUCGGUGAGUCUGUGGGCAGUGUGUGUUUGUUUGUGUGUACAACUGGAUGAGUUUGUGUGCUGUUCUUUUCUGAAUCUCACUUGUAUCUGUGAUGGAGGUGUGUGCGCACAUGUGGGUGUUUUUCAUUUACAGAUCCGUAUUAAUAUCGCUCCUCUCCAUCCCACGCCCAUUUCUCUGUUUCUCUCGCUUUCAGGUUCAUUCGCCAACACUCUUCCAACAUACCAGAGGUCAGAGGUCAUGCUCUUUAUCAUGGGCAAGAUCCCUGUCCCUGGAGUGCACCCAGCUCUGCUCUCCACAGGCUCUGGGUAAGCUGCUCAUAAAUCUGCUCAACACAUAAUUUGAAACUUAAAAUGAACACAAUCUGAAAACAGCCCACUGCCCUCUCAAAACUCCACACCUCCUGUGCAAAAUGUAGCUCAGUGCUCCAAAACCAUGUCCUCUCUCCUCUGAACUUAUUCCUUCCACCAAAACAAUACACACUGCUAUUAUAUGCUCAUGUCUAAAGAUUAUUGAUCAAAUACUGGAGUAAAAGGAAUAUUCCGGCAUAAAUUUAAGUUAAGGUCAAACACACCGUAACACUGAGUUAGACACCCCCUUGAGAGAUGAAUGUUGUCCACUGCUUCUCGAGUUAUACCAACUUUAGCAAAAACUGCACAAUAGCAAUACACAGCGGUCUACGUCCCUAUAGCCACAAAUAAUGCUCAGAACAGCACCUAACUUCAUGAACAGUACAUAUAGGGUCCCAGCCAUAGUACUAGCCACCAAACAUCUUUUUAGCUUUGGCUUAUCUCUUUAGCAAAGAGACUAAACACAACUCACCUGCUCUUCUCCAGCAGCCGCUUGUUUGUGGGGGGGGGGCCCUGACGAGUCGAUCACCAAGUGCAGCAGAUCAUUUCCUUAAAGUAAUAAUCAUCAUAAUAAUCAUUUUGCACUGCGUGGUAGUUCUUCUGCCUUAACGUCCCGGUCUGAUUGCAUUUCCAUGAAGUAAUAAUCAUAAAUGUUCUUCCUUGAGCUGCGAAACUCCGCUGCACUCGGUGAUCGACUCGUCAGGGGACUCUCAAAUUCAACUCUAAAAGAUACUGGUUCAAAUUCAAUGCGGAGAUUUAUCCAUGUGAUAUGGGUUCAGAGAUUUGCAAAACCGUAACAUAGUAUGAUACUUGAGUGAGACCAAUGAAAUUUUGCUCAGAGUCGAGCAGUUUGGAGUUUUGUUGUUGAUAAUUUUAGAAUCUAUACAUUUGAAAAAAAAAAAAAGUUAUUUAAUUUGUGUCUUUUUUUGAUUUCUCCUUCAGGCCUGAGGGCACCAGGAUGAUCCAGGUUAUGUUGCUCAAAUCACUGGUCCAGGUAAGAGUUAAACCUGUUCUUCUUUCCAUACUUUUGAAGCAGGAGUUCCAGCUGUAGUUAAAAUAUUCUCCUAAAUGCACAAAUAUGCCAGUGCUCUUUCGAAUGACCUGCAUGACUCCAGACUUAUCUUUCUGUGAUCUCCAGAACUUUGAUGGUGAAAGAAAACUUGCUUUGUUAAACAUAGUAAGCUUAUAAAAGGGCACAUCCGUGUGGACAGUAUGGCUGUAAGAGGCAGAUCAGAAGGAUAUUGUCAAAGAGUCCAAAAGAAUGUCAAAUGCUAGAGUUUCUGAAAGUCUUUGCUGACUCUACUCUGUCUAUCAGAUUUUUUUUUUGUUUCUCAGAUAUGAAAAUAACCGAGCAGUGUUAAAAUUUAAAAGCAUCUGAUCUUUCCUCUCUUAGGUGACAGCAGGUUACCAGACCACCAACAUGCUGACAGCGCUGCCCAGUUCGUUCCUGGAGCCGCUCCUGUCCCUCUCUCUUACAGAGGAUCCAGAGGUCAGACUGCUGGUGCUCCAGAUCCUAAUCAGUCUUAUUGACAGGCAUGAAAACACUCCCAAGUUCUCCAACAUCAGGUGAGUGGCCGUGUGUUUAGGGGCAUGUCAGUUUAGGUGGAAGCUUGUCUUUAACAUGAACUUCAUUGAGAGUAUAUGUUGAUCUCCUCAUGGCUUCUCUACCUAGCAUCAUCUCAGACAUCUCCGUGCUCAAGCUCAAAGUUGACAAAUGCUCCAGGCAGGACAACCUGUUCAUGAAAAAGGUGAAACUUUUACAUUUAUACACGUCCAAAAGGUACACUUAUUAGAAUGUAGGGCUGCAGAUAUUGAAUAUUUUAGUAAUUGAGUCUUCUACUGAAUAUUCCAUCGAUUAAUCGAGUAAUCGGAUAAAACAUAAUUUUUCCUAGUUAAACGUCCCGUAAAGAACUUUCAACUAUAUUUGAAAAAAAUCUCUCGUUCACCAGUAACAGCGAAUGAGCCCAUCUGUGUGAAGAAAAGCUAUUUCUAAAUAGUGAAAAUGGGGAAAACGGGAGCCAGUGGUCGAGUCGGGACCACAAAUGAAACCAUUUAUGGCACUCAAACCAGAGACGACACACGUUUUCUUCUCUUUAUCAUGCACUAAAAUUGCGCAUAUUACUGUAUCAUUUUUAUAUCAUUUUUUGUAAUCGAGGUACUCCAGGAAUCAUUUCAGCCCUAGAGAGUUGUGUUUUACAUUUACUACAUUUAAGAUGAUCUCUAAAUGUGGAGGUAGUAAUAAAAAGGUAAUCUUCUUCUUACAAUGUCUCUCAGCUGAAACAAGAAGGAAUGAAGCAAUUUGCUAACAUGAUCAGAUUUCUGCUGAGUAUUCAAUAAAAUGAUGAACAAUUUUGAGAAGAGUGGAGAAUGUCAUUUAUGGAGAGUUUGUCACCAGUAAAAAGAGGCUGUUUUGUUCAAAUCAAACAGAAGACAUUUUAGGAGCUUCUACCAGGUCUUCAUUGUGGCCAAACAGUUCUCCAGAGUGACGAGGCCGCUGUAGUCACCAAGGUUCAAAAAGACAUGCAAGUGUCAAUGUCUUGGCAUAACAGUGAAACCGAGUACAAUCAAAAGAAUUCAUGAUCUGAUCCAGGUGAAGUUUCUCUAAGGUCAAAAGUAUGAGACAGAAAAUUGACUCCUGAGGCACCCCAUAGAGUUUAGGGGAGCAUUAAAUGGGUUUAAACUAUACUUGACUAAACAAACUAGUUAAAAAAGUCUUGUCUAUUUGUCUUCUCACUCACAAUCCUCCUCUUUUUCCUUUUUAUCAAGCAUGGCCAGCAACUGUACCGACACAUUUACCAGGGCUGUAAGGAGCAAAGCAGCGGCCGACGGCACUACGAGACCCUCUUCACUCUGCUGGCUCUUCUCAGCGUGGAGCUUGCCAAUGAAGAGGUGGUGGUGGACCUCAUUCGCCUGACACUUGCACUGCAGGUAAAGAUGUUGUGUGCCAAUGUCUUCAUGCAGACACUCAAAGUGGAUUUGUAUUUGAACACUGAAUGAAAAUCUUGCAAUGAAUAAAAAGUGAGACUUCAGUUUAUUGAAGUGCACAGCCCACUUUUCAGCAAAGGUUUUAUUUGAGAGGUUUUUGGUUCUUAAACGAGGCCACACUCCAACCAAGAGAUCCCUGUCAUUGUCAUUCUCUCUCUUAGGACUUGGCGCUCACCACAGAUGAGGCUCUGCCCGUUUAUAACCGCUGUGCUGUUCACGCUCUCGCCGCCGCCUACCUCAAUCUUAUCUGCCAGCUCACCACCGUGCCAGCUUUCUGCCAGCACAUCCAUGAGGUCUGGAAGUGAGCUCCUCUUUGAAUACAGUCAUGUCAUUUGUGUGCGUCUGAAUACUAAGAGCCUCUUUAUUAAGCUUCCCCCUCUGACCUGCAGGUGAUCGAGGUGAGACAGAAAGAGAGUCCCUACCUUUUGCCUGAGGAUGUCUUUGUUGACACUCCAAAGUGAGUACUGGCCAUGUUUCAUCCUCCUUAUUCUGAAACUAUGUGAUUAUUACAUUUUAUGUUCAAGGUUGGACUGGGCGAUUUGGCAAAAAAUAAAUGAUCAUGAUAUAUUUUGUCAUCUCGAUUAUUAUCAUGAUUUUUUUGUUUUGUUUUUAAACUGCCAGUUUUAAAGCAUCUGUACUAAAAACUAAAGAAACUAAAGAUUAGUUCAACAUUUUAUUAAUAUGCAAAUUAAAUAAAGUAAAUUGAAUAAGAUAAACAUAGAAAAAUAUAAAAAUCAUUUUAACUUAACAGUUGUAUGUAGAUAAAUACUAAAUAAUACAGUGAACUAGUUUACAGUCCUGAGUGUUUUUGCAGGUAUGCAAGACCCAAAAUAACUAAAUGGCUUCUUGAAACGAUUAAAAAGAUCUGUUGUGUUGCCGAUUUUGGAGGGCACCAUCGCUGACAUACCUUGCACAUCGGGUUAAUGUCGUGGCUGACAUCUAUUUUGCUGCCUUCAGCUUUUUCCGUUUACCUUUCUGGCAACUUACAGAAGUGAGCAGGAAAAGCUCGACACUGAUUGGCUGUUCUGACGCACAUUUCCGCUAUAUUUGAUCGAGUAAAUAUGCUCAGGGCUGAACAUUGUGAUCAAACUGAAAUUUAUCACGAUCAUUAAUCAUGAUCAUAUAAUCGCCCAGUCCUAGCCCACUGAGCAUUUUUUGGUCUAAUAGACGUCUAAAUGUAGCCUAGAUGACUGGUCUAAAAAGUUUUUUAGACGUCUAAAUUUAGGCCAAGUUUAGACCAGCCAGCUAACAGAGAUCUAACUGUAUAUUGCUCAAUAGUUAUCAUAACUAUUUUGGUUAAGUACUUGGAGUUCAGUUUUGCAACUCACAUUUGCUCUUUGAAAUAAAUAGUUAUCAAAUAAUUGGUUAAAGUGCAAUAACUAAAUUCCGUCUAAAAAUACACAGAAUCUAGAUGGUUGAAAUUAGGUCUAAUAAAAAAAAAAACUAGAUGUCUAACAGCCAUCUUUUGCUCAGUGGGAGUUCAAGGUUUUCCUCUUUACCGUAAUUUUAAAAUCUGCUCUCUUUCCCCUCUCAGGCUGCCCUCUUCACUAGAGAAGGUAGAAGGGGAUGUUCUGUUCCUUCAGUCAAAGAUCACUGAGGUCCUUGGAGGCAGUGGUUAUAACACAGAGAGACUGGCUACAUCUUACGUCCCACAGUAUCCUGGUAAAGAGCUUACACAGUAUAUCUUUGGUGUUAUGUAACGUUACCUCCACAAAUUUUAAAACUGUAUGGAAAAAACUGGGGGAUUCUUCAAGUGAGUAAUGUCUGCUGUCUAAGUCAAUAUUGAUAAUGUUCAUUGAGUUGCUGGCGUGUUGCAGCUUUGUCUGGGUGCUUUAUUGAUCUUUGUUGGGAGCAGGGGCUUGAAAUACUCCCCUGGAUCUGGUGGGGAUUUAGUGUUUGGUUAAAUGACACUUCAUCAGGGGCAGACUUUUGAGCCAAGAUCACUGAUUUUAAAGGAAAAUCCCUCUCAAACUCCAGCAACCAAGUCUCCACAUUUCCUUUUACACAUUGAUUUUUGGAAGCUAAAACACUGAUAGAUGUUUGUCCAGGAGAAUGAGUGAUGAGCUCUAUAUUUGCAGAUGUGGAGCAACUGAACAAGAGGAGGAGCAUUGGAGAGACCAUCUCCCUGCAGGUGGAGGUGGAGUCCCGAAACAGUCCAGAGAAAGAGGAGGUAAAGAAGUAAAAGCAGUCAUAACCACUUGAAACAUUUAAAGGAGUUUUUUUAAAUUGUAUACAGAGUUGUUUUUUUUAAAGUAUCCAUUAUUGUUUUUCAUCUUUUUUGCAGCGGACCCCAGCAGAAGAGAUCACAUUUGAAACCCUGAAAAAUGCCAUAGGUAUAUUUAUAUUUAUUUUCCUAACUUAAAUGUAUAUGGAGCAUCUUUUCCAACCUUUUCUUUUUUUUUUUGAGCCACUACUGUGUUUGAAGGCAAAGAAAAAAAACUGACAUUUAUUUUUGCUUCUCUCAUAAGCUGCAUGAGUUUAACACAAUAAGCAACCAAGCUACAGGAAAAACAUGAAGUGGUGCUCUGAAUACAAAUGGAAAUAUUACCCUGUUUUGUCUCCCUCUAGUGGACAGUGUGGGUAUGGAGGAGCAGGAGAGGGAGCGAAGGAGACAGGUGGUAGAGAAGUUCCAGAAGGCCCCCUUCGAGGAGAUAGCUGCCCACUGCGGUGCCAGGGUACACAAAUUAUAUUUUCUUUUAGCUGUUUUUUUUUCUGACCUUUUAGUUACUCAUUCAAGCUCUGCAUUGUUGUUAAUAUGAUGUGUUUUUUUUCUCUUAAGGCGACACUGCUGCAGAGCAAACUCAAUCAGAUCUUUGAGAUCACAAUCAGGUAAAAGAUGUUGGUGAUUCAAAAGUGGAAUAAUUCUGAAUAAAAAAGGUGAUUUAGGUCAGUGAAAGUGACUGUUUCCUCUUUUAUUUUCAGACCCCCACCCAGCCCGUCUGGAACCAUUUCAUCAGGUUACGGCCAAAACCAGAGUCGAUCUGUUCCCAUUUAUGAGAUGAAGUUUCCCGACCUCUGUGUGUACUAGAGCUGAAAAUCCACUGCAAAACUGUUGAACAUUUCAGGAUAGAGAAAGGGUUUUGGGAUGAGAAGGGCUUCUGAUUCUCACUGUAACUGCAUCGUGAUCAUAGAUUAAAACCGACAAACUAACCCUGGAUGAAAUGAAAAAAUCUUGAUCCUCUAAAUGCCACAAAAACAAACUGGAUCAUUUCAAACAACGUAGGAGUAAAACUAAAGAUUCUCUAACUACUUCCCUUAUUAUAAGUUAGUAGAAACUCCACAGGUUAAAUGUUACCAAGAACUGUGAGGACAACAUUUAUUGGCAAAACUAAUGCUCAAUAUGUUGCAUGGGCUAUAACUGGAACUUUUUAGUAGCUCCUAAAAUUUCUUUCUUUUGGUUUCUCGCAGGUUGCCAUACUACCCUUAAUCACACAGCAAGAUUAACCAGUUAUACUUAUUCAUUAUAUACACAAGCUUUUUUAAAUUUUUGUUAGUUGUUUGACUGGGAGGAGUGUGUAUGAACUAGGUGCAUUUCAUGAACUUGAUUUUGUGUAAAUUUAAAUGCGAUGUUGGUGGAUCCAUACAACAAGAAUACUCUCCUUUUCCAUCCUCCAUGUAACUCCGCUCUAGAAUACUCUUCUUCUUCUGCGUUUUAAUGCUGUUUUUGUUUUGCCUUUUUUUAGCAUUCGCCAAAAGUGCUUUUUUGUUUUACGACAGGCAGUUUUUAACUGUACCUCUUCAUAAUUUAUCGCUUUUAAGUCGCAAUUUCGGAAAGCGGUUUACCGUCAAUCUGUGUGCUAUCCUCCCAAAGUGAGUGUGCCUUACAGGUGACUCAAGUUAAAAGAAAACACACACUGGUCCACAGUCACGUACCGUCAUGUUGACUAGAAACACUAGAAGAUGAUUGAUCCUUUAUUUUUCUCCUUUCCAUAUAAAUGUGUAUAUACAGAGAAAUAUAUAAAUCUUUAAGCCGAUGUACAGCAUAGGAGAAGUUCGUGUGUGUAUAUUAUGUAUAUUGAUUCUGAUUUUAGACUGCCACUGCACUGAUUGUGUCCAUGAGCAAGAGAAGAAGCUUCUCGGUUAGUUCUACAGAUGUUAAAUUCAAAUAACAAGCAACACACUGAAAUCAAAAAGAUGUAUUCUCAACUGUCAGAACAGCGAACAGCAGAGGCCAGUAAUAAACACUAGUGAAGCUGAAAGCAUCCUGCUCAAGUAUGGAGGAGCUCAUUUUCAUAGAAGACCGUUUCUUCCACAACAUUUUUGACAACACCACAAUCAUAACCUGGUAUAUGUUGCCAUAACACACCCAGUACUGCUGCAACAACUUUGCACUCUUAUUAUACCACACUGCUUCUGCAGCAGUCUCCAAGCAGUGCAUCUUUCUCAUUCAGCAAGGUUUGAGUAAGUCUAAAAGCCAUUUCGUGUGCAUGUGCGCACACACACACACAUACACAGGUAAAGACACUAAGUAUAAUGGCAAUAAUUUGGCACUAGCCUAGUGAAUAUGGCCCAACUGUUGGUAGCAGAUGCUUCUGUGUGUUUGAAAUUGUAUCUCCUGUGCUGUGAUGGUUGUGUUUUUGUAAAGUUGUGAGAAACAGCCUCUCCUGUUCUGCUUCUGUGCUUUGAUGAAAUAACUGCAUUUGGCGCAAAAUAUGUUACAACCAUCCUGUUUAAUGUAAAAAUGCCGUCUGGUUUGUCUCUGAUCGUCAUGUGUUACAGUCCAGUUGUUUUAUUUCGACUUUUUCAUUUUCAAUACUAUUUCCUGUAUACAUAUUUAUGUCCACACAUGCCCGUGUGUAUUUGAUUGUCUGUUCAUGUUUAUGUGCUCAGUGUCAGUGCAGGUGUGCGUAUGACUGAGUAUAUUUGUCCAUGUGUCUGUUUGAACAUUUGAAACAUCAUUAUUCAUGACCAAACUCCAAACACAGUUUACAGUUUAUUACGACCACACCCAUCAAGAGUGAGCUAUCUAAAGCAACGUGCAGCUGUCUGAACUUUCCAGUGACACCUUGUGUGUAAAAUCGUCUCUUUCGGCAUCUUGCGACUUUGCAGUGAAGACCUGUAAAUUUACAAGUGUGCUCGUUGUCAUUGCAUAUUGUAAUGUAAUAUUAACUGACGGUAAUCCAAUCUUACUUUUGUCAUUACAUGUCUGGUUAAUAGAUCUGUUUACAAAGUAGUGCUGUAGGUCAAAUCUAUUCAUUCUGUGAACUUUGCACUUUAAAAACUGGAUUACCUAGUGACAAAGGCAGCUUUUACUUGGAGAAAAUGCCUUAUGAGUAACAUACCUGAAAUUGCAUGCUUGUGAUGUUGUGUUGUACAAUAAAUUUAUCUGUAAACGGAAGCAGUCUCAUUUGUGUCUAACUGCAUACUGU
This is a messenger RNA of Xyrichtys novacula (pearly razorfish), 39231 nucleotides long. Lineage: Eukaryota; Metazoa; Chordata; Actinopteri; Labriformes; Labridae. The record is from the annotation of a GenBank genome assembly.